Molecule: messenger RNA, 1344 nt
Organism: Sporothrix brasiliensis 5110
Lineage: Eukaryota; Fungi; Ascomycota; Sordariomycetes; Ophiostomatales; Ophiostomataceae
Product: peroxin-13
Exons: 2
Coding region: 1-1344 (447 amino acids)
Biological process (GO): protein import into peroxisome matrix, docking
Cellular component (GO): peroxisomal importomer complex; peroxisomal membrane; peroxisome
Molecular function (GO): protein binding
Source: RefSeq, a predicted model, not a curated record
AUGGCAUCAUCCGAUUCUCCCGCUGCCGCGGCGACUGCCGACGCAUCAGCUGCCCCGGCUGUCCCCCCGAUGCCCGCUUCCCUGACAACCUCCGUCAACCAGAAUGCCGCCGCCUACAGCCGCUUAGGCACCGCAACAUCUGCCCUCGGCUCUCCAUACGGCGGUGCAUAUGGCUCAACCUACUCCUCGCCAUAUAGAUAUGGCGGAUACGGCGGAUACGGCGCCGGCACGAUCGGUGGCGGAAUGUACGGCGGCGGCAUGUACGGCGGUGGCUACGGCGGAGGCAUGUAUGGUGGCGGCAUGUAUGGCGGAGGAAUGGGCAUGCGCGAUCCCAACGACCCCAACAGCCUGACGAACCGGUUCAACACGAACACUCAGGCAACCUUCCAGAUGCUUGAGGGCAUUGUCGGCGCCUUUGGCGGCUUCGCACAAAUGCUGGAGAGCACAUACAUGGCUACACACUCGAGUUUCUUUGCAAUGGUUUCGGUUGCGGAGCAGUUUGGUAAUCUGCGCGACACUCUCGGUUCCAUCCUUGGCAUCUUCACACUGAUGCGCUGGAUCCGGACACUGAUUGCCAAGAUCACCGGCCGCCCGCCACCGGCCGACGCCAUGGCUCUGACGCCCGCGGCAUUUGCGCGCUUCGAGGGCCGCACAGCACCCCCUGGCCCGGACGGUGCCGCCGGUGCACCCAAGCCCAGCCGCAAGCCUCUCUUCUUCUUCGUGCUCGCCGCAUUCGGCCUGCCGUAUCUGAUGAGCAAGAUGAUCAAGUCGCUGGCAGCAUCGCACGAGGAGGAGGAGCGUCGGCAGAUGGCCCUGCAACAGCAACAACAGCAGGCGCUCAAUGACCCGUCCAAGCUCGACUUCUGCCGUGUUCUCUACGACUACACCCCCGACCCGGCCCUUGUCGCCCAGCAGCAGCAGCUGAAUCUGCAGCAGCAACAAGCAGGCGGCGCCGCCAGCAGCAUGCCGAGCCUCGACCUGGCUGUGAAGCGCGACGAUCUCGUGGUGGUGCUGGGCCGGACCGACCCGCUCGGCAACCCGUCCGACUGGUGGCAGUGCCGGACGCGCGACGGCCGCGUGGGCUACCUGCCGUCGACCUACCUUCGCGUGAUGCCGAACCCAGCCAAGGAGAAGGCGGCCGCACAACAGCCGCAACAGCAGCUCCUACCGGCACCGCCGUCGGCCCCAAGCGUGGCCGGCAGCGUGUCGACGAGCAAUAGCGGCGCGACGACGGUGGCACCUGCUUCGGCCACGGGUCCCGACCCGGUGAUGGCCGAGAAGGCUGCUGCGCAGAAGGCGGCUGGUGCAGAUACGUUUAUGAAGUCGGCGUUUUACCAGUCGUAG